CCUGGCCCCCAUGAUGGGAACAUUAGGAAAGUCGUCUUAACUAGUGUAGUACCACCUGUUGUUAUGCUUAAUUUUUAAAAAAAGAUAAGCUUAAAAUUAAAAGAUUUUCAGUGUUAUUGGGUUUUUCCAGUGUCAAAAAAUUUUACAAUGGCAAAGAAAUCGCUUCCGGCCAGCCGAUUGGACUACGAUUAUUUGUUAAAGUUUUUAGCUUUAGGAAAUGCUGGAGUUGGGAAGACAAGUUUCCUUUAUCAGUAUACAGAUGGUAUAUUCCAUUCAAAGUUUACAACAACUGUUGGAAUAGAUUUUAGAGAAAAGCGUGUAGUAUACCGAUCUAAAACUGUAGAAGGCAUGCAAGGCAAAAGUCAGAGAAUUCAUUUGCAGUUAUGGGAUACUGCUGGCCAAGAAAGGUUUAGAAGUCUUACAACAGCAUUUUUUAGAGAUUCCAUGGGAUUUUUAUUGCUCUUUGAUUUAACAAAUGAACAAUCAUUUUUAUCAAUCCGUGGCUGGCUAGAACAGUUAAAGGUAAUCAUACUAAAAAAUAGUUAUAGUUUGAAGAAAAUUUUGUCAGCAAAACUUAUAAGUUAUCAAAUGACUCAUGCUUAUACAGACAAUCCAGAUAUUGUACUUUGUGGGAACAAAGCAGAUCUUGAUGAUCAACGAGAAGUAUCUGAAGAAGAAGUAAAAGAAACGGCAUCUCGAUAUGGGUUGUCUUACCUGGAAACGUCUGCGGCAACUGGCCAAAAUGUUAAUGCUGCCGUAGAGCUUCUGUUAGACAAAGUUAUGCUUAGAAUGGAUCAAGCUGUUGAAGAUGCGUUUGGUACUAGUAAGAGAGGGCAAACCAUACAAUUGAAAAGCUAUCCUGGUGAUAGCCAAGGAUGUGCGUGCUAAGUCAGUUUUCGUAAUUCAUGUUGAAUCGGUGUUCCUUGUGCUACGUGUCGAGUUAAGUGAUUGAUUGGGUUAAACUUUUAUCUUGAACUUGUGUAACCGUUGUCAGAUUCGCAUCUCAGUUUAAUAUUACACGUGGGUUUUUUUUUCUUCAGUUACAAUAAAAUUUCUCGAAAAGAUA
Molecule: messenger RNA, 1066 nt
Organism: Daphnia magna
Lineage: Eukaryota; Metazoa; Arthropoda; Branchiopoda; Diplostraca; Daphniidae
Product: ras-related protein Rab-27A
Exons: 8
Coding region: 148-888 (246 amino acids)
Biological process (GO): positive regulation of exocytosis; melanosome transport
Cellular component (GO): melanosome; secretory granule
Molecular function (GO): GTP binding; GTPase activity
Source: RefSeq, a predicted model, not a curated record